Molecule: messenger RNA, 1917 nt
Organism: Helobdella robusta
Lineage: Eukaryota; Metazoa; Annelida; Clitellata; Rhynchobdellida; Glossiphoniidae
Exons: 17
Biological process (GO): protein phosphorylation
Molecular function (GO): protein kinase activity; ATP binding
Source: RefSeq, a predicted model, not a curated record
AUGGAAAAGUUUGAUAAACUAAGAGUUGUUGGCAGAGGAGCUUAUGGCACAGUGUAUCUAUGCAGAAGACUGGCAGAUAAAAAGUUAGUGAUAAUAAAGCAAAUCCCUGUUGAACAGAUGACCAAAGAUCAAAGAUUGGCCGCUCUAAACGAAGUCAUUGUUCUAUCUAUGCUAGACCAUCCUAAUAUCAUUCAAUACUAUGAGAAUUUUCUAGAAGAUAAGGCUCUCAUGAUUGUCAUGGAAUAUGCUGAAGGUGGCACAUUAUUUGACUAUCUACAGCACAGGAAUGGUCAACUACUAACGGAAGAGGAAAUCCUCCGAUUUUUCAUCCAGCUCCUCCUCUCAAUGCAGCACGUUCACUCCAAGCAGAUCCUCCAUCGGGACCUGAAAACACAAAAUAUCCUUCUGGAUAAGAAACAGGAAGUAGUUAAAAUUAGCGAUUUCGGGAUUUCCAAAGUCCUCACGAAGAGUAAAGCUUUGACGGUUGUUGGGACUCCUUGUUACAUAUCACCUGAGCUAUUAAUGAAGAGUGACAUAUGGGCGCUAGGUUGUGUCCUACACGAGUUAGCCACACUGGCCAGGUCAUUCGAAGCCCAGACUCUCCCGGCUUUAAUUUUGAAAAUUAUGCGAGGUUCCGUAGCUCCGAUAGCCAGCCACUACAGCAGCCACUUGAAGCAGCUGAUAAGCAGCAUGCUACAACUCGAUCCCGGUAAACGCCCAUCCGUCAAUCAAAUUAUGGCCACGCCCUUUUUACUACCCUACCUCAUCAAUCAUUACUGCGAUUUCGGGGCGUUGCCUUGCUUGAAGUUAGUUGGUUGGUUGGUUGGCUGGUUGGUUGCUUCAAAAUCUAGGUCCCGACAGUGCCUAAGUCAAGUUUAUCACUGGGGAGGUGGCUAUGGAAAGCCCUACUGCCUCCCCCUUCCCUGCAAUGAUACCCUAAUCGAGGAGGUGUCCGUCGGUCGUACCCAAAAAGCAGCCGUUACCAAAAAUGGAAGACUAUUGCUAUGGGAGGUUAGAUAUUUUAGUUGUAUAGCAUCGGGUGACAACGACACACCGCAGUACAUUCCAAGAUAUUUAGAAGGACAGUCAGCCGUAUUUAUCAAGCACAUAUCGUGUGGUGACAUGUUUACUGCUUGUUUGACUGACCGGGGUAUCUUAAUGACCUUUGGCACCGGGACUACGGGCUGUCUGGGUCACGACAAUUACGCCAACGUCACACAGGCGAAGAUAGUGGAAGCCCUGCUGGGUUACGAGGUGCUGCAAGUCUCCUGCGGCUUCUCACACGUCAUCGUCCUCACUGGCGACGACGAGGUCUUCACCUGGGGACGUGGAGAUAAUGGUCGGUUGGGUCUAGGCAACAACCAAUCACAUUGCAUUCCCCAACAAGUAGCCAUGCCAUUGGCUGGAAGCAGUGGCAGCGGUAGCAAGUGCAAAUUUAGGUCGGUGCAUGCAGGUGUUGAUGGUUCAAUUGUUGUCACUUCAACUGACGAUAUGCUGGUUUGUGGCAGUAAUAGGCAUAACAAAUUAGGAUUAAACAACUUUCUGCCCCCACCCUCAAAGUCGCCAACCAACCAGAGCAGGCCAUUCAUCAAUGAGGUUAAUGCAUUCACGCAAGUGACCUCAGAUUAUCUAGGUCAGAUCAAGGUCAAGGACGUGGCUAUGGGUACCUCGCAUACGCUGAUAUUAUCAACUUCCGGUCAAUGUUGCUCGUACGGAUCGAACCAGCUCGGCCAGUUAGGCGUUCCCAUGGAUACCAAUCAGGGAUGUGCUGUUGUUCAGUUUGUAAAAAUAAGUGUACUAAAGAUAGCUUGUGGUGAUGCAUUCUCCGUUCUAUCUACCUCGGAUGGUUCCAUUUGGACGUGGGGCAAAUCAAGUAGAGGCAGACUAGGGCGGACCAAUCAAAAUAUUAGUCCACCG